ACUAAAAGUUUCAAGAUAAAUAUUUUUGUGGAAUGUGGAAAUAGCGUACAAUAAGGAAAAGUUGUUUGUUUUAUUAUGAAUGACGAGAUGAAGAAUAAUGUUAAAGAAACUAGAGAGUUAUACUCCAUAAUUCACCAAGAAUAUGUGAUUAUGGCAGAAUAUCGUAUGUUACAAACAGAAAACCUGCAAGGAAUAUAUGUAAUUCCAUCAUAUGAGAACUCAUUUUUGUGGUUUGGUGUUAUUUUUGUAAGAGCUGGUUUGUAUGAAGGAGGUGUUUUUAGAUUCACAAUAACUUUGCCAGACAAGUUCCCAGAUGAAGAAGUUCCUGUUGUGACAUUUACGUCAAACAUAUACCACCCAGCUAUUGAUGCUCAAACUGGUGUUUUAUACUUGGGAGAGGUUUUUCCACAAUGGGACAGGAAAUAUAACCACAUUUGGCAAAUACUGAAGUAUGUGUAUUCAAUAUUUCACAACUUGAAUGUAAAAGCACCUGCAAAUGUAGAGGCUUCAGUUGCAUACAAAAGCAAUAAAAAGACUUUCAUGGAGAAAGUAAGAGAAUGUGUGGUUUUAAGUAUAGACCAUGUAUAUGACGACCCACCAACAGAGGAUAAGCAUUACAUAACUUUUAAGCCAUAUGACCCAGAUGUUCAUGAUACUGUCAAAAAUUUAAUGCUUAAGACUCCCCCACCGAAUGAAGGUGCUAAUCAAGGUAUUUCUUGGGUACAACCAGGGUCAUUUCAAGCUUUUUCUAAAGAAGAAACAACAUAGUUAUUUUAUAAUCAGAAUAUAUUUAAACAUACUAUCUAAAUAAUUAUAAGGGUAUGUACACAAUCACAAAAGUUCAUUUUAAUUCGCCAUAAAUUAUAUCCUGUGAUAAUGAUGAUACAUAUAUUGUUCACUAAUUUAUUGUUAAAACCACCAAAUAAAUAAUGUUGUUCAUAA
Messenger RNA from Helicoverpa armigera (cotton bollworm), 942 nucleotides. It is a transcript of the gene peo, whose product is annotated as pendolino. The transcript has 5 exons. NCBI's taxonomy places the organism in Eukaryota, Metazoa, Arthropoda, Insecta, Lepidoptera, Noctuidae. The coding region runs from base 76 to 768 and encodes 230 amino acids. The record is from RefSeq and is a predicted model, not a curated record.